AUGUAAUAAAUUACAAAUUAGAAGUUUGAGUCACUAAGAGAACAACUGACCUCAUCUUAUAAACAAUCUCAAAUACUAUCUACUUAGAGACACCAAUGCUAACUUUAUUAAUCUUCAAUUAUUAGGAGUGAAGACAGUUGUCUGGAAUAAAGUAAACUUGAACAAGAGUAAGAAUAGGAUUUAGAAUAAGGAACGUUGCCCACUUCAAUAAGGUCUAUGAAGAAGAAAAAAUAAUAAGCUCGUGUGAUGGCAUCAUAAUAUAACUAAAAAGAAAUUCUUUAAAGUACUAGCAAAAAAAGCAUAAUCCCAAAAAUCAUCAUAAUAUAGAGGAACUAUAGGAGACAUUUGAAUAUGAAAUCAUUUCAUAAAAAACUUAAAUAACUCAGAAGCAGGAAAUUUGUUGUUGAUGAAUUUCACUAAAUAGAAAAGAAUUAUAAUGAAGACCUAAAUAUCAUAGUCGGUAGAUUGAUACCAGAUAUUAAGCGUAAUGAAAUUUUGACUUAGGAUGAGUUGCUAUCUCUAUUUUUAAAUGUCGAACAAAUACAAUAAUUAAAUUGCAAAUUUUAUGUGACAAUACAAUAAAUUUUACAAAAAUAUAAACACUUUCUUAUUAUUUCGUAAUAAUUCAAGAUUUAUAUCCCUUUUUUUAAAAUCUAUUAUGAUUACUGCAGCAGAUUUUAAUUAGAAAAUAUUAAUAAACUACGUAAUAGCAAAGCAGAAUUCAACUCAUACAUUCAGGACAUAGAGGCAAGCGGAAUCCUUAAAGGUCUAACAUUUGAAUCCUUUCUUGUCAAACCUGUAUAAUAGUUACCUAGAUAUGUGUUGAUGAUAGAAAAGUUAGUUAAAUAUACUGAAUUAAAUCAUCCUGAUUACACUGGUCUCAAAUAGAUACAAGAAUAAUUCUGUAAAAUCAACGAAUAAAUUAACCAAAUGAUGAAUACAACUCAAAGCAAUUUGAAAUUACUGGCGUAAUUCGGAACAAUUGAUUAAUAGGAAAUUGAGAUGAUCUAAAAAAAGUAGCAAGAAGAAGAGCAAUUCCUAAAAAAUUUAUAAUAAUAAGUUUCAAUUUAGAUUGUUUCCACUUUCAAAUAGAAGGAUGGAAUCAAUACAUUCAUUGUCUACAUAAUCUAAAUUUAAAUAAAUACUUACAGAAUAAGAACAUAUCAAAGAUAUAGUGAUUUAAUUGAACUCCAAACAGCUUUAUUAGAUAGAAAUUUUAGGACUGAAUAAUUCUAAAGGAACUGCAUAAAUCUAAUUUCAGAAGACAAAUUAAUCUAAGCUCGCUAAGACUCCAUAUAGGAUUUCCUAAAAUCCAUAUUUUUUAAUAAAUAAAUGAAAAAAUAUGAAGAUAUUCUCAUUUAGCAUUUAGAUCUCCCUGAAAAUUUCUUUGCUAUAGAUAAAGAUCACAAUGAAACUUUAGUUACAAUGAGAGGUAGUUACACAACUUAGAUGAGAAAUACUUUGUUUUAAGAAGAUGAGUUUGAAAUUGUUGUAUUUUUACCAGACGAUAAGAGUAUUACUUUGUAGAUAACUAAACAUUGCAAAACUAUUGAUUUAAUAGAUACUGUUUGCAGAUCAAUAUUUUUAGAUAGAAACUUUGAUUUCAAAUUGAUGAUUCUUCAAAACAACACUUGCAGAUACUUAGAUGACAAUGAAGUUGUUUAUAAAGUAAUGAAAAAUUACAAUCACAAAAAAAGAAAUUUCCUGUCUAAAUUAUUAAAUGGGAUCUAUUAUUCAUUUAGUUCUCAGUAAUAACCGAAAUUUUAUUUAAAGAAAUACUUGUAUCUCAGUUAUGAAAUUGAAUUUUAAGAAUUUAAUAAAAAUAAACGGAGAUCCCUUCUAUUAUUUUAUUAAGAAUUAUCGCAAUUAAAAUUCAAUCAUUCUAAUUUGAGUCAAAAAGAUUAUGUAAUUCAAAUUGCAUUAGCAAUCUGUAUUCUAUAUAACAAUCAAAUACAUAAGAUUAGAACAUACGAAAAAGUGAGAAUGCAUUGGUUUCAGAACUUUGUGCCUUUAUUAAUCUUAAAUAGUGUAAAGAAGGUUGAUUGGAAGAAAUAGAUCUUCUAACAAAUUAAGAGAAUAUUGAUUGAAUUGCAAGAUUAAUAAAAUCAACAAGAAUCAAAAAAUGAAAUAAGAAUCUUAGAAAUUUAAUUCCUUAAUAAUCUUUAUAAAUAAAAAUUACAUGGAAUGAAGAUGUUCACAGUGAAAAUGAUGUAAAAUUCAUUUCUCAAAAAAUAAAAGAGGAUGCCUAUUAACAUUACACUUGGUAUUCUACAUAAUGAGAUCUUGAUAUUUGAAUUAAAUCAAAGAAUUCCAUUAAUGUAGUUCCCAAUUUAGUAAUUGCAGUAGAUAUCUAUUUAGAAUAGUGUAAUGGUAACUACUUUUCUUGAUGGAUACAUUACUUUUAAACAUUAAUCAAUUAUGGAAGUCUAUAGAUUAAUGGAAGAAUACUAACAAAUCAGUCUUUUAAAAGAUAAAUUAGGCUAUCCAGAUACAGUAGAAACGAACGAUGUAAGUUAAAUCAUCUGAGUUUAUUUAUAUUAUAAAUUUUGAGUUAGCAUGUGUUUAAA
This is a messenger RNA of Paramecium tetraurelia, 2567 nucleotides long. RefSeq lists its product as uncharacterized. Gene Ontology annotation, cellular component: cytoskeleton. Gene Ontology annotation, molecular function: phosphatidylinositol binding; guanyl-nucleotide exchange factor activity. The record is from RefSeq and is a predicted model, not a curated record. The transcript has 8 exons. Lineage: Eukaryota; Ciliophora; Oligohymenophorea; Peniculida; Parameciidae.